UAUACUGAAGAGAAAGACGGAGAGAAACGGACAGAAGCAGAAAUGUCUGAUCAGUGUGAUCUGUGUCUGCUGGGACUGAUCAUUCUCUCUUCACUUCUCACAGGCACCAGUGGAUUGGAAGAUGAUCAUGUGUUCAUCAGUUCUGGUGUAGAUGUCCGUCUGCCCUGUAAUAAUGCUCUUUCUGACUGCAAAUCAACUAGAUGGAUCUACUUUAACAGCUUCAGACAUUCAGCAGCAGUUGGACUGAUUACUGGAGGGAUAAAGAAUGAAGACACAGAGAGACAUGAGAGACUGAGUCUGGAGUCUGACUGCUCUCUGAACAUCAAGAACGUCACAGAAGAAGAUUAUGGAGAUUACACCUGCAGACAAUUUGUAAACGACACAAAACAAGGACCUGAUGCACGUGUUUAUCUGCAUGUUCUUCAUGUUUCAGUGUCUCCAUCAUCAUCAUCAUCAUCUUCAUCCUCACAGACUGAGAUCAGUCCAGGCCGCUCUGUGACUCUCUCCUGUCAGUUGUAUUCUGGACUCUCCUGUGAUUAUUUGGUUCAUUAUGAGGGAGUUAAUCAUUGUGUCAGUUCUGAUGAAGUUGAGCUGUUGUGGGUGAAUCAAGCUGGUGUUGAUCUGAAGACAGACUCCAGAUAUCAGAUAUCAUCAUCAUCAUCAUCUUCUUCUUCUUCUUCAUCAUCAUCAUCUUCAUUUGUUGACUAUCACUGUAUCAUCAACAUCACUCUGACUACAACACUCCUGAAUGAAGAUAACAACAGAGAGUGGAGAUGUCAGCUUACUCACAGAAAUCAACUCCAGACGUCAGUCACAUACACUGUCAAGUAUUCAGGUGAGAAAACACUCUCGUGA
Pimephales promelas (fathead minnow) is the source of this 855-nucleotide messenger RNA. The record is from RefSeq and is a predicted model, not a curated record. NCBI's taxonomy places the organism in Eukaryota, Metazoa, Chordata, Actinopteri, Cypriniformes, Leuciscidae.